AAUUGCUCACAUCAUCCAUAAAUAUUUUCUUCAUGCGAAUUAAGUGUUUCUCCCUUCAAUAUAAUCCUACUUCAACUAAUAAGCCCUAACGUUUCAGAUUUGAACUUGUUGUCAACAAACGACGGGAAUCGCGAAGGAUCAGUGAUGUGGGGGAGCGCAGACGGGGGACCGCCGGAGGUCACUCUUGAGACUACCAUGGGUUCAUUCACCGUUGAGAUGUACUACAAGCACACACCAAAGACAUGCCGGAACUUCGUGGAGCUUUCGAGAAGGGGUUACUACGAUGGUGUCAAAUUCCAUAGAAUCAUCAAGGAUUUUAUGGUACAAGGGGGAGACCCGACCAGCACCGGGAGAGGAGGAGAAUCCAUAUACGGUUCUAAGUUUGAAGAUGAGAUAAGAUCUGAGCUCAAGCACACCGGCGCUGGUAUAAUUUCCAUGGCAAAUGCGGGUCCAAAUACAAAUGGAAGCCAAUUCUUCAUCACACUAGCACCAUGCCAAUCUUUGGAUGGUAAGCACACAAUUUUCGGAAGAGUUUGCAGUGGAAUGGAAAUUAUUAAGCGUCUUGGAAGUGUGCAAACCGAUAACAAUGACAGGCCGAUUCAUGAAGUGAAAAUAGUGAAAACCAUUGUCAAGGAUUGAAGAAAUCAAAGCAGCCGUGGGAUGUCAGAUUUCACUGCUCCAGUAUUCACGUCAAAUGCGACUUGAAGGUGGAUGCAUGUUUCCAAUGGUGGAUGUUAAUCUACAAAAACAAAAACAGAAACCUUUUUUCUGAUGAUUACAUACACAGCAUCUAAAAUAUUCCUAUUUAUCUAACUUACAUAUAAUUAUUAUUAUGUACUAAUAAAAUAAAGACUGGUGGAUUCUCAAUUUCUUAUGUCCGUGCAAUAUUCUUAAAGUCAGGCCUGAUCUUCACAAAUGAAUUGAUGCUAGGUCCUGACAUUUGGAAGGAGAUCGACAUUAAGGAUGGCAACGAUAUUCUCUCAAAGUCGCUAUGUGAGUUAAUAGCUGAAG
Molecule: messenger RNA, 1011 nt
Organism: Phalaenopsis equestris
Lineage: Eukaryota; Viridiplantae; Streptophyta; Magnoliopsida; Asparagales; Orchidaceae
Product: peptidyl-prolyl cis-trans isomerase CYP18-2
Exons: 6
Coding region: 145-639 (164 amino acids)
Biological process (GO): protein folding; protein peptidyl-prolyl isomerization
Cellular component (GO): catalytic step 2 spliceosome
Molecular function (GO): peptidyl-prolyl cis-trans isomerase activity
Source: RefSeq, a predicted model, not a curated record